AGCCUGCAAACCCUCCCCAUCAAAGCUUAGAUGAUGUCGAAGAAGUUCUCACACUCAAAGUCAGAAUGAGGCAGUGAGAAGUCGGAGAGUCAAGGGAUAAAAAGGAGCUGUUGACGUUGACGUUGACUACGACUACUAGGGACACAAAUUUGUGCCUCGGCAUCCGCGGUCGGUCGGUCAGCCAUCGCCAACACCACCAACCGAUUCUACUACUGCGCCUGUGAGACAUGACUCUUUUCUAGCCGAUUUUCACAUUCACCCAACAAGUGUCGAGUACUCGUUGCGCUGAAGAGGAGGCCCCAUACUACGCAAGAACAUGCGGACGCCUCUCGAGACCUUCUAAGCGAACAUGGCCAGUCUCGAACACGAGCUUGAACAUCCCAAGAAGCGUCGACGGCGUGAGAUUUCCCGCCGACCUGUAGCGGCUCGUCUGGCUUUCGACGACACCACCCAGGCUCACACUGCCUCGGUGCCACAAACUCUUUGGAGUCGACUUGUCUCUACGGAGAAUAGUGAGUCGCACAAGAUUCCUUGGAUUCAACGUGGUGCUGACUGUGGAGAUUCUGAAGAUGCUCGCCCACCCACAGCAGAACUGUUUAUAGCACUUACUCCCUGGUCACCCUUACACGACGACGUGCAGGAGUCAAUAUGGACCGUCGUCUCUGCCCAGCCGCAGGAACCUCACCCCCGAACCGAGUCGCUCGAACAGUCCGAUGUCAUCAAGCUCUCCUCCUCUUCCCUGGCCUGCCAGUCGCUGCUGAAGACGUACUCAGCGAUCGAUCGGGAUCGUCACCCAGGCCACGUACCAAAAUUUAUCGAAGUUCGGGCUAUCGCGACAAAACCUCUGGUGUUGGAAACGCUCUACGUGUCGGUUGAAAAGAAUCUGCUCGAGAAGGUGGAUGACAUUCAAGCCAAAUUCGGCGGAGGCUUUCAAUAUGGGAAAAAUUCCAGAUUAGACAAGAGACAAGGGUGGGCCAAUGGUGUUUUACAGAACGUGCCGGCACAUGUCUCUCGCAUGGCUUCUCUCGUUCGAGAAGCACUUUCUCAAAUGCAGAUCAUUCACAAUGGAGAUGUAUUCCCUCUGCCACUCCCGGCGCAUCCUAUCACCCAUGUCCGGGCCCCUCCAGCCAUUGUUGUUGAAUGCGAACCAGUAUCUCAGGGCCGGAUAUCAGACAAAACAAAGAUUGUACUUAUCCAGACCGGUUCAUCGCAGGAGAAGGCGUUGAAGAGGCUUGGACCCGUUCAGCCUAUAAUCGAAGAGUCUCUUGAAGAUACGGCCGAAGACACCUCCAAUGAUCAAUUCUACUCGGCAGCGGAAGACGGACACACUGAGACGGGGUCUGAUGAGGGUGAUGGCUCGGACGACGAUGCUGAGAGCGAUGAUGCAAGCCGUGAGGAGAGUGACGAAGACUCUGAUUCUAUGGAUGAUAUGAUCUCCCUGAGUGCUCCAGGAUUACCGCCGCAGCAAGCAGGCACGCUUUCGGCCAUGACAGCUGCGACACCCAGGCCUGGGGGAAAGCGAGCCACCGGAACCCAUACACCCGGCUCCCUAUAUUCAAGCUUCACGUCAACUACAACAAGAGGCGGAAAUCGACCGGGGAAGGUCUUCAGAACAGAAGCGCUUCUGCGCAAGGUCCCAUCCGAUUUGAUGCAUCCUAAGCCUAGCCCUGACGAGGACGAAGAGUCAUUUAUAUUCGUCGACACGAGUAUGCUGGCAAAGAUAGGAUGCUUCUCGGGUGACUGGGUGCGCAUCGAGGUGGCGAGGAACGUGAGCUCUCAGGGUUUUGCACCAUCACUGAUGCGCUCCUUCAGCGGCAUCGCUGACGAAGAAGAUUCCGAUUGGCGAACGGUUCGAGUCUUUGGCAUAUCAGGAUUAUCGAGCCAGCAACCUCGAUACGCCGUCGACAAGACAGGUGACAGACGAUCGAGCCUCUCGCAAAGAGAUCUACAAUUGCCGAUGUCGCCUGCACUCCUUCUCUCCCCAAUACUACUUGCCAAUCUUACCAAUGCUCAAUUCGUCAAAAUUGGUGCCUUACCACAAGCCCCACGUCACGACCAUAGACCGUCUCAAACGAGCCGUUCAAGUAGCUCGAAAACUCCGCCACUGGCCAAAGAGAUCCAAUUCUCGAAAAUCGCAGAUCCAACCACCACCAAUCCUGCACUGCAGUCUACGCUGUUCUCUUCUCUCAAGCAUUACUUGGAAGGCAGAAAGCGCAAAUUAAAACGAGGCGAUAUCCUUGCGGUGCCAGUGGAUCAGGAACUCGGGAAGGCCAUGUUUUCCAGUGGUUCCGAAGGCAACACAGGGGAUGAUGAGACUGUGACCAGGCUCAAUAGCCCGACAACAUCGGGUUCUCAACAAUUCGCGCUCGCGUGGUUUCAAGUUCAACAGGUCGACUUUGAGAAAUCCGACGGCGAAAGUGGCCAAGGUGAAAAUACCUGGGGUGGUGUUGUCACUCUUGAUCCUUUGCAAGCUCAUGUGUCUCAGAGUGGAAGCAGUGUUCAGUCUGUUUCGCAUCUGACCGAGACUUGGAGUCGAUACUGGUUUGGCAUACAGAAGCUUCCGCAGCAGAAUUCACACAAAGUCGAUCAUAUAUCUACGGCCGCAGACAUUCCCUCCCCAGAAAAGUUGCCGCUAGAGAAGCGCCUGAAUGGGCUCAUAUCGGCGGCGGUGAGCAAUCGGGCAGUGAAUCUUGGCCUCCCUCCGCUCGUAAUACUUCUACAUUCGAACCAACGGCAAAUUGGCAAAUCCUACAUCGCCAACUCGGCUUGCUCCGCAGCUGGCGUUCAUACAGUUCCCAUCUCUGUACAUGAUCUGCUGUCUGAGAAUGCUGCCACGACUGGUGGCGGAGACGUGAAGACGGAAGCACUCUUAAGGACACGAGCUGAACGUGCGCUCUCGGGAGGCUCUCAGCAAACUGCGCUGCUCAUCCAACAUAUCGACGCACUGACGGCGGAUAGAAUGGUGCCGACAUUGCAGGAGAUAAUAUCAUGGUCUCGUGUGGUGAUUGCAACGACAUCGAAGAUUGAUGACAUUCCAGCAGGCAUUCGGAGUCUAUGUUCUCAUGAGUUCGAAGUGACGGCACCAGACGAGUGGGCAAGAGAAAUCAUCCUGCGGAAUAGCUGUACAUCGAUCUCGACAGCUCUGUCCAGCAGCGUCAAUCUCAAAACCGUCGCUCUGCAGACUGCUGCUCUGGUGGCUGGCGACCUGCUUGAUGUCGUCAGCCGUGCCUCACUUGCGCGGUACUCGCGUCUACUGUCUCUGGCAGAAUCCCAGUCUUGCGACUUGUACGAUGUCUACGUGUCUGGAGGUCAAGCGGCCACGUGCCUGCUUCCCAGCGAUUUCAGCCGUGCCAUUUCUGCCGCUCGAUCUACAUUCUCCGAUGCCAUUGGUGCUCCAAAGAUUCCAACUGUCACUUGGCAAGACGUUGGUGGCCUUUCCUCGCAGAAGGAUGCCAUUAUGGAAACGAUAUCCCUACCCCUUACUCACCCAGAACUUUUCGCAAACGGCAUCCGGAAACGAUCCGGAAUUUUGUUCUAUGGGCCGCCGGGAACUGGAAAGACGUUGCUCGCUAAAGCUAUAGCGACUGAAUUCAGCCUUAAUUUCUUCAGUGUCAAAGGUCCCGAGCUUCUGAACAUGUACAUUGGAGAGUCCGAGGCGAAUGUCCGCCGGGUUUUCCAGCGUGCUCGAGAUGCUCGUCCAUGUGUGGUCUUCUUUGACGAGCUGGAUUCCGUUGCCCCAAAACGUGGAAACCAAGGUGAUAGUGGUGGUGUCAUGGACCGAAUCGUUUCGCAACUCCUGGCUGAACUUGAUGGCAUGUCAGGCGGAGGCAGCGACGACGACAACUCAGACGGCAAAACAUCAUCAAACGCUGGAGGUGUCUUUGUCAUUGGCGCCACGAAUAGACCGGAUCUUCUUGAUCCUGCCCUUCUCCGACCUGGCCGUUUCGACAAGAUGCUCUAUCUAGGAGUUGCGGACACGCAUGAUUCACAAGUGACGAUACUGAAAGCACUCACUCGUAACUUCACACUCGCGCCGGAUGUGGACCUGGUCCGAGUCGCCAGUCGAUUGCCCUUCACCUAUACAGGUGCAGAUUUAUAUGCACUGUGCAGUGAUGCCAUGCUCAAGGCCAUCACUCGAAAGACACACGCGGUGGACGAGAAAGUGCAACAGAUCACUAAGGUGCGCGGCGAAGAAGUCAGCACCGGAUACUUCUUUGACCACCUGGCCACGGAGGAAGAUGUGCAGGUUGUAGUCAGUGAAGAGGACUUUACUGCCGCACAAAACGAGCUAGUGGGCAGCGUCAGCAAGAAAGAGCUCGAACACUUCGAAAGGAUACGGAACAUGUUUGAGGAGCAAGACAUUACCGGUGGACCCAAAGAUAGCAAGAGCAAUGGUAUUCCUGCCAAAGAUCAGCAGGUCAAGCAGCCGAAUUUCCCAUUGCGACCAGCCCCGAGCAUGACACCACCUGUUUCUCUCACGGAUCAUCAGGGACAGAAUACCGCCCAGUCAAAUGCACCUCCAGUGGAGUCAGUGCAGAGCAAGGGCAAAGGGAAACAGAGAGUUAUCACGGCAUCCAAUGUCCGCGCAUAUCCUGCAAGCACAAACACAUACAAGCAAGCAGCACGCAUUGGUAAUCCUGACUCGGGCAAUUCCUCGGAUGCAGAUGAUGAUUACGGGGUGAGCAUGUCCCAUCUCAACGGCUCGGUCGUCAACGGCACCAAUGGUGACAAGGGUAAAGCCUUAGGUAAGGGCAAAGCAAAGGAACAAACGACCCUUGAUGAGUUCGUGAAUGAUAUCGAAGGAGAUGAUGAAGAUCUCUACGAGGAUUAAGUAGGCUUUGCCUACUCAAAGGCUUUCCUGCUGGCAUGAACAUCAGAGGCCAAGGACGCUAUGCAUUCGUUGUUCGAUGCAUCAGUAUAGUCACCUUGACGAGGACAAUUUGGAAGUCACAUAUCAUCUACAGUAUUUCAGGAGCGUUCUGGUAGGAAU
Messenger RNA from Exophiala viscosa, 4990 nucleotides. RefSeq names its product adenosinetriphosphatase. NCBI's taxonomy places the organism in Eukaryota, Fungi, Ascomycota, Eurotiomycetes, Chaetothyriales, Herpotrichiellaceae. Gene Ontology annotation, molecular function: ATP hydrolysis activity; ATP binding. Gene Ontology annotation, cellular component: cytosol; peroxisomal membrane. Gene Ontology annotation, biological process: protein import into peroxisome matrix. The record is from RefSeq and is a predicted model, not a curated record. The transcript has a single exon. Bases 350 to 4831 code for a protein of 1493 amino acids.